Thlaspi arvense is the source of this 963-nucleotide messenger RNA. Lineage: Eukaryota; Viridiplantae; Streptophyta; Magnoliopsida; Brassicales; Brassicaceae. The record is from the annotation of a GenBank genome assembly.
AUGGCCACCUCCUUCUUCCGGCGACUCGCUAGGUCAGCUCCGAUUGCAUUCCCCGCCGCAUCCGGAUCCCAAUGUAAACCUGGUUUUGGCACUUUCCGAUUCUCUACCGGUGCAAUCGCGGCACUUUCCGGCGGGUUCUCCUAUUAUUACCUCACUUCCGGCAACAAUCUCGUUUAUCUGGAUCAGGCUAAGGAAGAGACUGGACCAAAAACCGGUGCGUUGUUUGAUACACUAACUACGAUGAUCUGUUUUCAUUUGACUCCUCAGCCAACUUGGGUCUACAUGUUGCUUCUUGUCUCCUCACAAGGUAUGCUGUGGUCUCUCUCAGCUCCUCUAGAGUACAGUGCUGAAGGGAAAACGAAAUAUGUCACUAGACCCUACACUCCUAUAUCAGACCCAGAGGCUAAGGGCUAUUUUGAUUUACUGAUUAAGGUAUAUCCAGAUGGAAAAAUGAGUCAGCAUUUUGCCAGCUUAAAACCGGGGGAUGUGUUGGAAGUGAAAGGACCCAUUGAAAAGUUCAAAUAUUCGCCUAAUAUGAAGAAACAUAUUGGCAUGAUCGCUGGUGGAAGUGGGAUCACUCCAAUGCUUCAGGUGAUUGAUGCCAUUUUGAAGAAUCCCGAGGACAACACGCAGAUAUCAUUGAUCUAUGCCAAUGUUUCUCCGGAUGAUAUACUUCUCAAGCAAAAGCUCGAUGUACUUCAGGCUAAGCACCCAAAUUUAAAGGUAUUCUAUACUGUUGACAAUCCUAAUAAAAACUGGAAAGGAGGAGUAGGUUACAUUUCAAAGGAUAUGGCUCUGAAAGGCUUGCCUCUUCCUGCGGAAGAUACUCUUAUCCUUGUAUGUGGUCCUCCUGGGAUGAUGGAGCAUAUAUCCGGAGGCAAAGCUCCAGACUGGUCACAAGGAGAGGUCAAGGGUAUACUCAAAGAAAUCGGAUUCACAGAGCCAAUGGUUUUCAAAUUCUGA